Molecule: messenger RNA, 2547 nt
Organism: Talaromyces amestolkiae
Lineage: Eukaryota; Fungi; Ascomycota; Eurotiomycetes; Eurotiales; Trichocomaceae
Exons: 4
Coding region: 1-2547 (848 amino acids)
Biological process (GO): regulation of DNA-templated transcription; intracellular manganese ion homeostasis
Molecular function (GO): DNA-binding transcription factor activity, RNA polymerase II-specific; manganese ion transmembrane transporter activity; zinc ion binding
Source: RefSeq, a predicted model, not a curated record
AUGUGGAACAUGCAAGUGACAAAGCGAUGGACAGAGGUGGUCGCGUAUAAACGUUCAAAGACUAACUCGACGUCUCGUGGCGACGAUCUUCCUAGGAUUCGACAUAAAAAAUGUGACGAGACGCAGCCUGCUUGCUACAUGUGCACAAACACUGGGCGUGUUUGCGACGGCUACCAGCAAACCCCUGACAGAAGGACACGGGCCUUCCGGAAAGGCAAGAGGGAUAGUUCCUAUGAUCCUCGAUCUCCGAUUGAUGAUCUCCUGACAGAGCCAAUACUAGUAGAGGAACUGCAAGCAGUUGAGGCUGGAGAAGAAGCGACCGAAGAGGACUUUAUUGGCACUGCCCUUCCUCAAGAAAAUGUACCAACACCUUCUGUCAAGACCAGACCGGUCACAAGAAGAGUAGUGGUAUCUUCUCCCAUGCUGAAAGAUAGACCUAGCGUAUUUGCCAAGUCUCACAGGUCGGAUCUCAUAUCGUCUGCCCAUUAUCUAACAGACCCACACAAAGCCAGCCUAAGUCAACGUGAACGCUGGCACUUUGAAUUCUUUAUUAGAUAUACUUCGUCUCAGUGUUCGGUCUUUUAUGGCUACGACUUCUGGCAACGUAUCGUGCCUCAAUACACAGAGGCCGAACCCGGUCUUCGCCAUGCUGUCAUUGCCGUUGGGGCACUUCAUCGAAACUUCGAGGACAGCCAACUCAACUCACAAGAGCCCGAUUUUUCUUUCGCAAUCCAACAAUGCAACAGAGCGAUUUACAAUCUCAAACAUCGGCUUAUUGGCGACCAAAGUCAGCAUAUGGAGGUAGCCCUAAUCACGUGCAUAUUGUUUGUCUCGUUUGCUUUUCUCCAAGGAGACGCUGGAGCAGCAUGUCGUUUGAUACACGGCGGCGUGAAAAUGAUGACGGAGUGGGAGAAGAAUUCAAAUUCGCUUAAAGACUCUACAAUAAAGCUGACCGUGAUGAGGGUCUUUUCCCGGAUACAAUUUCAUGCCAUGACGUGCGGUGACCCCGACUUUUUCGUGGAGGAGGAAUAUAAUCCAAAAGGCACAAUGAACGUGUUGUCGUCGAAUCAAAGUCUUUCCCAGCCGAUCGACAGUAUCGAAGCAGCAAGCAGCUUGCUAUUCGAUAUCGGCUGGCAGGUCAUGCAGAGGAAACCCUGGCUGAGCCGGCCGCACAGAAAUGAGCAUUACGAUGUGGUUGCCACCCUCAACAAUCUCCAGAGGUGGGAAGCACAAUGCCACAUCGCCUUAAUGGGCCGACGUGAAGAGAUGUCCAUUAGAGAUCGAGGCUCGUGGAUAAUGCUCCAAAUGUGGAGCGAGACAAUCUAUAUUCUCGCCGCAACGGAUUGGUGUGCAGACGGACGCGAGUCGAGAUUCGAUGGCCUCCUCUCACACUUUCGUAAGGCCAUCGGGUACGCCAAGGAGCUCUUAACCACAGAGUCGAUGCGAUCAUUCUUGCCCACCUUCCAUAUGGGACCGGGCAUCAUACCGCCUCUUUUCUUAUGCAUUAAUAAAUGCCGCGAUUGGAAAUUGCGCAAAGAAGCAAUGUCUCUGCUCCGGAGUUGGCCGUGUCAGGAAGGGUUCUGGAAUACUGCGGGCUCUGCAAAAUGUUUAGAAAAACUCAUUGAAAUCGAGACACAGGGUCUUUUACCCGGCGAGGUGGUGCCUGAAUCCCAGCGCAUUAUCGCUACACAUGUGGAUUAUCUGCCUAUCACAAACACGUAUCGAUUCUGCGAUGCAGAUAUCGAAGCACAAAUGGCCGGAUCAUACAGCACCUUUGCCGGAACCACCAACGACGACAGUCAAAACAGAGACGAUACAUCAGUCCGUAGUAGCGAGAGCGGUCGAUGUCGAAUCAACCCGCGACUGAUUUCUGAUGCGAUUCUGGGUCUCUCGGAUGGACUUACAGUGCCGUUUGCGCUGAGUGCUGGUCUUUCGGCCAUUGGCGAUACAAAAGUUGUUGUUCUCGGAGGAUUGGCAGAGCUGAUUGCUGGUGCGAUCUCCAUGGGACUAGGUGGCUACGUUGGUGCGAAAAGCGAGCUCGAAUCGUAUGAGGCAACAGUGCGCGAGGUCAAUGAGAUCCUUGACCAUCCCGACGAAACUCGAUCUAUGGUCACCUCUACCUUUGCAAACUACAACCUCUCACCAAGCACACUCGAUGAAAUUAGCAGCUCUCUCCAGGCAGAACCGGAGAGGCUACGCGACUUUCUUAUUAGCUUUUAUCACCGUGAAACAAAGCCAGACUGCAAUCAAGCGUACAUGUCAGCUCUGACACUCACUCUUGGCUACUUUAUCGGCGGCUUCAUCCCAUUGAUCCCAUAUUUCAUUGCCGACAAGGUUUACACCGCUUUUGUUGCGAGUGUCAUUGUCAUGGCCAUCACGCUAUUCGCAUUUGGAUACGUGAAAACUUGCAUAGUGAGGGGAUGGAAAGGCGGGGUCAAUAUCCGGGCUGGUGUGAUUGGAGGCAUUCAGAUGUGUGUGGUUGGCGGUCUUGCUGCAGGGGCGGCUGUAGCGUUAGUCAAAUUAAUCAACGGGGAAGGCAGUGUCUAG